Messenger RNA from Austrofundulus limnaeus, 1260 nucleotides. RefSeq lists its product as uncharacterized. Lineage: Eukaryota; Metazoa; Chordata; Actinopteri; Cyprinodontiformes; Rivulidae. The record is from RefSeq and is a predicted model, not a curated record.
UCAGCUCAAGCUAACACUGACAGCUAACUGCUAACCCUAGUAUACCCUGGUUUCCACGCAACUGCAAACUUCCGGUGAAUCUUGUGCGAGACACAGCGAUUGAUGACGUACUUCCGUCAAAAUACUUGCCACGCGCAUUGCUUCCCGUUCAUACCCGCUGCCUGUUGAUUUUAGCUUUAGCUCCUAGAACUACACCAUGAAAAAGUCACAAAAGUUGACGCACCUGCGUGCUACUGGUACAACAAGUGAGUUCUGUUGUGUGCCGUUGUGUUCAGUGACCAGUAGGUACAAUAAAGUACUUAGUUUUUUCAGUUUUCCUGCUAAYGAGGAGUUAAGGCGACAAUGGAUAUUGGCUGUCCGCAGGGAAAACUUAACUAUUAAAGGACACACUCGUGUUUGUAGUCGGCAUUUCAAACCUGAGGACAUUGGACAUGGAAUGGGAAGACGGAGGUUAAAAAAGGGAGCUGUACCUGCUUUGUUCGAGUGGAACAAUUUUUCCCUUCCACUUCCAAGACCCGGGGUUUGGGAGAGAAUGCAAAGACCACCACCCCUAGAGGACAGCGAGAAGGAAGAGAACACAGCAGCCUGUACAGCCAGAAUAACUCCGGCCCUUAAGGAUCAUGAUUAUGUCGAUGCUCCAGAACCUGCAGUGGUGGAUUUGGUGCUGGAGGCAAAUGAAACUCUCCGGGAGGAACUCCGCCAGCUUCAGGAACAGGUAGAGAGCCUGACGGUGAGGCAGCGGUUCGGCAUUUAUCGUUUUGCUGCUUCCGACAAGGACAUACGAUUCUUCACAAGAUUUGCAUCGUAUGAGUGCCUCAUGCGUUUCUGGACCAUGAUUGAGCCCUCCCUGCCAUCCAUGGUCAGUGUUCAUCAAGGACAGAGAGGAACUGCCCUCGACUCCACUCCCACAACGCGUUCUUUGCUACCYAUUGACGAGUUCUUCAUGUUUUUAAAUUACCUUGCCCUUGGAUCCAAGCAGCGGGACCUAGCUGACCGUUACGGUGUCCAUCAGUCCACUGUCAGUCGCAUCAUCACAACAUGGAGCAACUUUUUGUUUACAGUGUUAGGUUCAAUCAGGAUCUGGAUACCGGAGGAGCAGAUACAAAAAAAUCUACCUGCAGACUUCAAAGACUACCCUGACACUACAGUCAUCCUUGAUUGCACUGAGCUGAGGUGUCAGUGCCCAUCGUCCCCUCUCCUCCAGAGUGAGGUGUUCUCAUCUUACAAAUCCCACUGCACUCUGAAAGGGCUGAUUGGGAU